UUCGCGCCUUCCUUUAUUUAAUCCAACGUUUGUCUCAUAAAACCAAAAGGAGGUUUUUGUUCCAAAUCCGAUUCUGGCAAGGAAAAAAAUGAAAAAAAAUCCUCCAAAUCUCCAUAUAAACAAACCCUUCUCUCUGUUUUUUUAUUUCUUGUCUAUACGCAGCGUCUUUAGUUUCAAAGUUCAUCACAGGCACCAUGACACCAGUUACCGGAAACAAAGGGCAGGAGGAAUCCUACAAGAAGAGACAAACCACGAUGGAGAAGAAAGCAACAGAGCUCGCAAUUUUGUGCGAUGUUCCUGUUUGUGUUGUUAUUAAAAACAACACUGACGGCAGGGUUUCAACUUUGCCACAAGAUAGAGGACAGGUGGUCGAUAUUCUCUUCUCUUACAAACACAAACUACAAGCAGAAUCAGUGGCGGGCAAUGCGAAGUCCAAGGUAGUGAAACAGGAUGAAACCUGGGACCCGAGUUUCAAUAACUUACCCGAGGAAAAAUUGAUGGAGAUCAUGAAGGAAUUGGAAGAGAAGUCAAAGAUGGUGGAUGAAGCAAUUACGAGAAAACAGGAGGUUAUUAGUAAGAAGGGGAAAGGAAAAAGAAUCCAUGCUGGUGAUGGGUCGACAGAAGCCGGCAAUAAAAAGGCAAAGGGCAAUAUUGUUCUUGAUUCGAGAACGACCAAUUCUUCGUUUUCUACAGAUUCUGGUUUAGAUUCUACAGAUUCUAGCACCAGCAGGAAUACUGGUUUUCCUGAUGGAGUUUUAAUUCCAAGGAGAUUAACUGAAGGCACGCUUGCGUGUGAGAUUGACAAUGGCACCGAUGUCAAAGCCUUACCUGCGUCCACAGUGCGGCCUGUAAAGCUGUUUGGGAUUUUUCUCAAUUGAGAUGACUUUUGCCUCUAUUUUUUAGAAAUUCUCUCCGUGUAGUUUUAGUUAAUAAGACAGGAAUA
Molecule: messenger RNA, 943 nt
Organism: Populus euphratica (Euphrates poplar)
Lineage: Eukaryota; Viridiplantae; Streptophyta; Magnoliopsida; Malpighiales; Salicaceae
Exons: 1
Coding region: 195-878 (227 amino acids)
Molecular function (GO): DNA binding; protein dimerization activity
Source: RefSeq, a predicted model, not a curated record